AUGGUGGCGGCGAGUGAAGCAGCUAGAGGAGGAGCAGGAGCAGGAUCAGGAUUUCUUGCUCCAAACGAGAUCAGCUAUAGUGCUCAACCCAACAGUCUUGCCUUCGCCCUGAUGCAUAGCCACGGUCUUGGCGCAGGAGGUCGAGUCGGGCUGGUCGGCACUCGACCCAAGACUUUGAGCCAUCCAACCAAGAGGAUCGCUGGGAAUCACCUCAGAACACCUUUGAUGUCUGGUGACGCCAAGGGAAAGUCGUCGGAAGGGGAGAAAUUCGACGUAGAGUGGGAGCACGGCGACGGGUCCAAGGAUCGGAUGUCGGGGCAGCAACUACAGGCCUCACAGAGCGAGAAGAAGCCGUUGUUCAAGAGAAUGAGCGAUGGGGUGAAGAACUUCUUCAUGGGAGCGAAGAUGGAUAAACAGAAGCUUGCAGCUCUUGGAGCGAGCGCGUUGCUGUCAUACGGAUGGAUCUCUUGCUUGAUCGCUGCGUGGGUGAUCCAUGGCAAGAAGACAGGCCUCUCCCCCCUCGACCCCAACCAGUCGACCCCCCCCCAGUGGCCCGCGUUCCUCGCGGUGUAUGCCAUCUUCUAUGCGUUCCAGAACGUUAUCCGUCCUGCUCGUUUCGCCCUCUCUGUCGCCCUCUCGCCCUUCUUUGACAAGAUGGUGGAGACGAUCCAGACCAAGGUAGCCGCACGUGCAGCUCCCCGACUCGUCCUGACGUGCCUUGCCAGGCCGGGUCUCUGA
Messenger RNA from Guillardia theta CCMP2712, 738 nucleotides. RefSeq lists its product as hypothetical. The transcript is spliced from 5 exons. The coding region runs from base 1 to 738 and encodes 245 amino acids. NCBI's taxonomy places the organism in Eukaryota, Cryptophyceae, Pyrenomonadales, Geminigeraceae. The record is from RefSeq and is a predicted model, not a curated record.